UCUGUCCAGACAGAGCCAGCCCUGGCCACAGCUGGGCAUUUGCCAGACCCUGGGCUUCUUGCUGGGAAGAGCAGCCAGUGUGUGUGGGCGUGCACAGUGCAGGCGGGUGGACACCCAGGCCCUUGCACAAACAAGCUUUGGAGACAAACAACCCCGUGACCCUUUGAGGCGGCUGAAACUCUCAGAAAGGGCCCUUGGGACUGAAUCCCACCAAAGGGCCACCAGACUGAGAGGACGCCAAAGAAGGACCCCAGACCUCAAGCCUCCUCCAGGACAAGAGGGGUCUCCUGAUCGAGGGACCACUACCCAGGGCUUCCUGAGACAUAGACACUUCCAAAGCACCCUCAGACUGCGACACCUAGAGAGGAAGGGGUUUCUGGAAGUGAAGUUCCUUCCUACACCUCCACUGAGCCCUGUGAGGACAGCAGCUCCAGCCCCAGGGUCCUGAUGGCAGCUGAGCCACUGACUGAGCUGGAGAUGGCCAUUGAGACGGUGGUCACCACCUUCUUCAACUUUGCAGGGCGAGAGGGGAGGAAGGGCAGCCUCAGCAUCGAUGAGUUUAAGGAACUGGUCACUCAGCAGUUGCCUCACCUGCUCAAGGAUGUGGGCUCCUUAGAUGAGAAGAUGAAGAGCUUGGAUGUGAAUCAGGACUCAGAGCUCAAAUUCAAUGAGUACUGGAGACUGAUUGGGGAGCUGGCCAAGGAGAUCAGGAAGGAGAAGGCCCUGGGAAUCCGGAAGAAGUGAAGCUGACUGGCUGGGAUGGGGGGCAGGAUUGGUGGGGCUGGGCGGAACCCUACUUCCCCCAAAUAAAGCUUCCUCCUUGAGACCCA
Messenger RNA from Phacochoerus africanus (Common warthog), 830 nucleotides. RefSeq names its product S100 calcium binding protein A13 (gene S100A13). NCBI's taxonomy places the organism in Eukaryota, Metazoa, Chordata, Mammalia, Artiodactyla, Suidae. Gene Ontology annotation, cellular component: perinuclear region of cytoplasm. Gene Ontology annotation, molecular function: RAGE receptor binding. The transcript has 3 exons. Gene Ontology annotation, biological process: positive regulation of canonical NF-kappaB signal transduction; positive regulation of cell population proliferation. Bases 448 to 744 code for a protein of 98 amino acids. The record is from RefSeq and is a predicted model, not a curated record.